GUGCCGGCCCUGGGAGGUGGAGUCUGGGCGGUGGCGGCGGCAGCCGUUGCCAGGAUCCCGCGUUGCCGCCGGAGACCCGUAAUAUGGCGGGGAGGAGGAGGCGGCGGCGGCGGUGGACGGAGCUACUCUCUGUCGGUACCAGUUGAGCCGUUUGCUUCCUGACAAGGCCGGUGGUGAGCGGAGGAAGGCUGACGCGGCCGUGGGAGAUCGGGAACCAAGCACUAUCACUGCCCUCCAGGAGUUCAUAAUCUAGUGAUAAAAAUCAUCACCACCAUCAUCAUCAUCAUCAUCAUCAUCAUCUGCAAAAUAAAAGCAGCCCCCAUUUAUUGAUGCUUUCUGCAUGUCCUGCAGUACACUAAUUGCCAUACGUGUAUUAGGUCAUUGAAUCCUCAGAGAAUCUCUUUGAGACAGAUGAGAUUGUCCCUGUUUUACAGAUGAGGAGACUGAGGCGUAGAGAUGUUCUUUCCUCAAGUGCUCCUGAGUGCCGAUGCUGUUCUGUGUAAUGGGGGUUCAGUGGUGAGCGAGACUGAGAAAGUACCUGUGCUUAUGGAGCUUACGUUUUGGUGGAGGAAGACAGACAAAAACCAAGGAAAUAAACAAGAUAAUUUCAGAUAGUGUGCGGUGGUGGGAAGAUGGAGGAAUAUGAGGAGUUCCGUGAGAAAAGUCUCGCCAGAAUCCAAGAAGCAUCACUAUCCACAGAGAGCUUUCUUCCUGUUCAGUCUGAAAGCAUCUCACUUAUCCGCUUCCAUGGAGUGGCCGUGCUGUCUCCACUGCUUAACAUUGAGAAAAGAAAGGAAAUGCAGCAAGAAAAGCAGAAAGCGCUUGAAGUGGAAGCGAGAAAGCAGGUUAACAGGAAGAACGCUUUACUGACUCGAGUCCAGGAGAUUAUUGAAAAUGUUCAGGUUAGAAAAGCACCUAACACCAGUGAUUUCGAUCAGUGGGAGACUGAAACAGUUUACUCCAAUUCAGAAGUCAGAACCCUGGAUGUCCCCGCCACAUUUCCUAACGUCUUGCCAAGCCCUUCCGAACACUCUACUUUCGCAGAGUUUGAAAAGUUAAUUGGAAUUUUGCCACUGGAUACUGAGGACCAAUUUAAAUCUAAUGGGAUAGACCUAACGAGGGACUCAGAAGAAUUUAAUUCUCUGAAGCAAUGUGACAGUUCAAAUAUGAGCCACAUGGCAAAUGAAGCUUCUCUAAAGUCCUCCUCAGCAGCUGCCGAGGAGACUCUUAUUUCUGAUGGUCUCUUCCCACAAAGUGAAAAACAGGAUCCGUCACUUUUAGAAGAAGUUACUUCAGAUCCCUACAUAAUGAGUCUUCAGAACCUGAUGAAAAAGUCAAAGGAAUAUAUAGAAAGAGAACAUUCUAGACGCAGUCUGAGAAGUAGUGCGAAGAGGAGUGUUAACGAGAGUCAUUCAGACAAAGAAAACGAUGCUGGUCGAGUGACGGCGGCGUGUGUGAAGGAGGAGGCCCCGCCGACGGGCAGACCCUGCGGUCCAGUCAUUCCUGACAAACCAAGCCUUAACAAGUCCAAUGUUCUUCUCCAAGGUGCUUCCACUCAAGCAAGCAGCACGAACACAGUGGUUUUAGGUAGCUUUUCUAACGUGGACAUUCCUGCAGGUACUGGCUAUCCCACUGUUUCAGAUCCUGAUUCUGAUUUUAAAGUCAUUCCCACUUUUGUUACUGAAAACAAUGUGAUCAAAAGUCUUACCAAUUCAUAUGCCAAAUUACCUAGUCCAGAGCCAAGCCUGAGUCCUAAAAUGCAUCGAAGGCGUUCUAGGCCGUCAUCAGCAUGUCAUAUACUUAUAAAUAACCCAGUAAAUGCCUGUGAAUUAAGUCCUAAGGGAAAAGAACAAGCAGUAGACUUAGCCGUUCAAGAUGCUGAUGAAGAAACAAAUGUCUCUGAAACUGUGCCAAAGUUACCAAUUGAUUUAACAAGAGUUUGUUCAAGCAAGGUUUAUGUCGGCAAGAAUACAUCCGAAGCCAUACAGGAAAUGGUUUUAGGUAAAUCAAAUCAGGUAUGUCAGUCUUCAGGAAAUCAAUUAGAAAAGGAAGUUAUUCAUGGCCUUGCUGUGGUGGAAGGCCAGUUACCAUCUGAUGCGGGAGGACCACACACACUGGACGGUCGGUGUAGUACAGUGCCAAGGUCACAUGAGCCGUGUGCCACCGGUCCGUGUGUAGCGACUCAAAACUUCGGAACCCUGAGUGGACUCAAGUCAGCCAGCAUGUCAGAGAAAAACUGCAGUUUACAAAUGGAACUGAAUAAGUCUUAUGAUGUAAAAAACCCGUCUCCCUUACUGAUGCAGAAUCCGAAUACUGGCGAGCAGAUGGACACCCCUACGGUGUCCUGUGGGAAUGAGCGGUUUUUGGAUAACAGUUUCGAAAAAGUUAAACGGAGACUCGAUUUAGACAUUGAUGGUCUGCAAAAAGAAAACUGCCCUUAUGUCACGAGGGCUGUGGUAGGUGACCAGGAGAGGCAACCUUUGCCAGAAAGAAGAUACCCCGUAGGAUCCGUCUGCAUCAGCAAGAAUCACUUUUUAGAAAGUAGUUCCAAAGAAGGGGAGGAGAUGUUAAAAAGCAAGAUGUUAGCUUUUGAAGAAAUGCGGAAGAGGCUGGAGGAGCAUCACGCCCAGCAGCUCUCGCAGCUCGUAGCUGAGCAGGAGAGGGAGCAGGAGCAGCUGCAGAAGGAAAUAGAAGAGCAGGAGAAAACGUUCAAAGAGAAGAAGCUGAUGGCAGCAGAAGCCUCCGAGCUGGGUCUCACCAGUGCGAUGGGCUUGGAGUGGAGACGAGUGAGCGGCUCCGGCGUGCUGGAGACAGUGCUGUCUCACGUAGACUCGCUCCAGGCUUCACAUUCUCAUGGGUCUGGUUUCACAAAUUCUGCCCUACAACACAGCUUUGGUUCUAUAAAUGAAGCACCGUUCUACCUCUGGGGAUCAUCAGCUAGUGGCCUGACCAAACUCUCAGUAACAAGGCCUUUUGGAAGGGCCAUAACUAAGUGGUCUCAGGUUUUCAGUCCGGAAAUACAAACAAAAUUUAAUAAAGUAACGGCUGUGGCAAAAGGUUUUCUUACUCGUAGGCUUAUGCAGACAGAUAAACUGAAGCAACUUCGACAAACUGUAAAAGACACUAUGGAAUUCAUAAGAAGUUUUCAGUCAGAAGCACCAUUAAAGAGAGGGGUCGUUUCGGCACAAGAUGCUUCUCUUCAGGAGAGAGUGUUGGCUCAGUUGCGAGCUGCCCUGUAUGGAAUUCACGACAUAUUCUUUGUCAUGGACGCAGCUGAAAGAAUGUCUAUUCUACGCCAGGAUCGAGAAGCUCGCAAAGAGAAAAUGCUCAGGCAAAUGGAUAAAAUGAAAAGUCCACGAGUGGCGCUUUCAGCUGCGACACAGAAGUCUCUUGAUAGGAAGAAGUACAUGAAAGCCGCUGAAAUGGGAAUGCCAAAUAAGAAAUUCCUGGUUAAACAAAAUCCUUUGGAGGCAAGAGUCCUUCAGCCAAACCAAGGCCAGAAUGCCCCUGUUCAUAGGCUGCUUAGUAGACAAGGAACCCCUAAGACAUCAGUGAAGGGGGUUGUGCAGGAUAGACAGACGUCCUCACGGAGCAGAGCGCCUAGCAGAGCGCCUGUGUCAGGAGUAUAUGCAGGAAAAAUCCAAAGAAAGCGGCCAAAUGUUGCGACAAUCUAAGAAGACAACAUUCAUUAGGAUAAAAAGGGGUGAGGGUUUCACCCAUGUCAUUGUCCCUGCCCAAGGCCUUUUACUUAACCCUGGACUCUGUUUACACAGACCAAGUGACGUCGAAGGGCUGAGCAGUUAUUUGGACAAUUUGAUCAAAUCUGGCUAAUUCCUUCCCUGGACCCCCGUUUCCUUAAUAUUAGGUUUGGGUGAAAACAUAUUAAUAUUUAGUUAAUAUCUGUACAAACACAAGUUUGCUUUAGGGACCCAGAUGUCUGCCGAGAACCUUUUUGUAAACUUAAGAGGACAUUUGGGUUUAUUUCUAUAAAAUAUUGAAAAACUGUGAUAAAAUACAGGUUCCGAAAUAUAAAUUUUAUCCAUCUCUGCAUAUGGUUGCUGAGUGCGAUACCCGAAUCCGGUGCUGCUCUGUCAAGGGGACGUUGUCACAGAAGACUGUUCCCCAGGCUUGGUAAGGACUCUGACGCAUCUCUCGGUCUUCACGUUCUUGGACCUGCAGGAUAACCACAGAGGACAAAGCAGUCGCCUGCGGACUGCAGGCCACCUGACUUUUACCACAGGAGUGGCUGGGGUCACCAUUUUGGUCACAAGUCCAUAUUUGUCUCAACAGCCAGUCGUCUUACAGAAAUGUUAGACUUGGUGUGUGCUGCCCCAGCACUCAGAAACAUUCCCGCUCAGCUAUGAAACCUUUCUGCGGAGGGCGGCGGCUCGGUGACGCCAGCACGGCCGUUUGACCGCAGUGGCGCUUAGGCAUGCCUUAUCAUACGCCCAUUUCCGUAGCAUAGAAUGACAUGCCGCAUGCAGUUUAUUUUCUGUCUAGUCUGUACUCUGUCGCUUCACAGUCUGCUUUUUAUAGCAUGCUUGAUUUAGGAGAGAAUAAAGGGCUAUAUAAUAAGUUCAGAUUUUCAAAUGGGGUGUAAUAUUGUCCAGUUGAAAUUCCGCAUUCCUGAAGAGGCACUGAUUUUUAAAGUUUUUCAUCACUAACAUUCAUUUAAAAUGUAAACCAAAAAAAGUUACCGAGGGAACGUGACGUUCUGAAAGAGAAAGUCCCUGCCGAUUUGUUGUACGAUUUCCAAAAAGGGCGUCGUGCUUCUCACGGGAAAUCGGGACUGUGUGCGCUUGAUCUUUCUGACUCGAAUUCUAAAGAGAUACUGGUACUUUGAAAAUGCAGACUAUCCAUGUUCUUAAUAUCCUUUUAAGAAUGUGGAGAUAAAGAUUGUUUGAUUUUCUGUUCUAUUUAAAAUUUAACUUUCACAUCCAGCUGUAGACAGUAUUGGGUGUGAACUCAAUUUUCUUUAUUGGGAUGUAUCAUUUAUUGAAUGAAUGAACCAGGAAAUCAGAAGAUAGUCAAAACUGUCUGAGUUACCAGUUAUUUGUAGGCAAAGUGUAUCAGCUUAUCUUCUUAGUGUGAUACAUUGUGCUUUAUCAUUCUGAAAACUCAGGAUACAGCUUACGCAUGUCCUCGUAGGUCUCUGCAGUGAGGUAGAUACUAAAAGUUGUGUGCACACCAGUGUAAAUUAGUGCAAACAAAUGGUAUGUUUCGGAGAAAGUUAAAACUAGUUUGAAAUGAAGGAUGAGAAACUUGAGUGUUUUUUUCAUUUAAAGAUAAGAGCUUGUGUGUUUUACACAUUUUUUAAUGUUCACAGCUUUUUCUCAUAAAAGUGCCAGACAUUAUUUUAUGCUUUUAAUGGAUUUUUAUUUAUUUUUUUGUUAUUUUUUACUUUGAAGUGGAAUGUCCAUUAAUGUAAAU
Molecule: messenger RNA, 5430 nt
Organism: Pteropus alecto (black flying fox)
Lineage: Eukaryota; Metazoa; Chordata; Mammalia; Chiroptera; Pteropodidae
Gene: CCP110
Product: centriolar coiled-coil protein 110
Exons: 17
Coding region: 633-3674 (1013 amino acids)
Biological process (GO): centrosome duplication; centriole replication; regulation of cytokinesis
Cellular component (GO): centriole
Source: RefSeq, a predicted model, not a curated record